Molecule: messenger RNA, 423 nt
Organism: Penicillium arizonense
Lineage: Eukaryota; Fungi; Ascomycota; Eurotiomycetes; Eurotiales; Aspergillaceae
Exons: 3
Source: RefSeq, a predicted model, not a curated record
AUGUCUAAAAGCAGCAACCAAAAACGCUUCCAACUGAGAAAACAAUGUCGAGAAGCCUUAGCGGCUCAUAUAUUUAACCGACUUCACCUCGUCGUCCCUCCCGAACGAGUCCGUCUUCAACCGCGGCCCGAAGAUGGAUACGCUUGGUCUGUCACGAACGCGAAUGCCGCUUUGCUCAAAUCAAAUCUAAGUAGUGCCACGAUAAACCUUUACCAGAAAAUAUUGAAGGAGCUCGGUUCCUCACUCGAAGCUGUCAAUCCGCAUUCCAAUACAUGCGGCUUUCCAAAGGAGACCCAGGGUUUCCGUGAAGGAAUAAUGGAUGGUUCUUUCACGGCAGAGAUAUGCGAGCUUAAGGCUGCUAACGGCCGCAUCGAAAUGGAAUUGGAACGCACUCGUUCUCGGCUAGAUGAUUGUCUUCGCGAA